ACACUGACCUGGGUAACUUUGGUCAAAGUUUUAUGGAUAAUACUGAAGGAAUUUCGAAUUUAUGUGAACUACAGAAAAUUAUAGGUGGGCCUUGACGUCUUUUGGUAUUAUUGUCGCUAGCUUCAAAACAUGAUGAUAAGAAGUGUCUCUUUUGGAUUUUUAUGUGAGGAAAAUGUCAGAUUUGGCUAAUGAAUUCAAUUUGGAGCGGUAAAGGCCUAAUGUUGAAGUUGCUGGCCAUUCCUAAAGGCUUGUGAGAAGACAAGUUCCUAAACAUGGCAUUGAAUAGAAUUCAGUUGGUAAAAGGGCUAGAAGAUGUGACGCUGUGUGAGAAAGAAGCCUGUACAUUUGAGGUGGUCCUCAGUCAUGCGUACAUCCAGGGUCAAUGGAGCAGGGAUGGCGUACCACUUAAAUCCAGGCCUGUUUGUCGAAUUGCCACGCAGGGCAAAAAACACACACUCACACUCACGCGUGUCACGGUUGCUGACAUGGGUGUCAUCAGUUUCAAGGCUGAAGGGAUUGAAAGCUCUGCAAUGCUGACAGUCAAAGCCAGGAAUAUAAAGAUUGUGAAGGCUCUUCAGAAUGUCAGUGUGACUGAGAGGGAGAGCGUGACAUUUAUCUGUGAGGUCAACUGGGAAGAUGUGGAUGGGAAGUGGUACAAGGAUGACAGCCGGUUGAGAGCUGGGGACAAUGUUAAAAUAAAAUGUGAAGGUAAAACACACUCCUUAACCUACAAAUCAGUCAAACCAGAAGAUGCUGGUGAGAUCAGAUUCACUGCUGAGAGGGUCUCUUCAACAGCAACACUGGGAGUCAAAGAGCUUCCAGUUCAUAUUGUGAAGCCCCUGAGAGUGAAGAUCGCCAUGUACAAACAUCGUGCCUUGCUGGAGUGCCAGGUCUCUCGUGUCAAUGCUGUGGUUAAAUGGUACAGAAGAAAUCAUGAAAUUGUGCCAAAUAGGAAGUACCAAACUAUCAGUGAAGGCGUGUACCGACAGCUUAUCAUAGAUGAUGUGGGAUCUUCAGAUGAAGACACUUUUACCUGUGAUGCUGUCGAUGACAGGACUUCCUGCCAGCUGUUUGUAGAGGAGCAGGCCAUCAGCAUUUUGAAAGGACUCAGUUCUGUGGAGGUCAUGGAGCCUAAAGAGGCUCGUUUUAAAGUGGAAACAAGUAUUAAGUUAGAGAGGGCACCCAAAUGGACCCUGAAUGGGCAGAUACUAUGUCCCUGUCCAGAAAUCCGGAUUGAGAGGCAAGGAACAUCGAACAGACUCAUUUUCACUCAGACCGACAGUAGUAUGUGUGGCACUGUGCAGUUCACCUCGGGGAAGAGCAAGUCAGAAGCUCAACUCACAGUUACAGAGCGCCCUUUGAUUGUCAAACAGCCCAUUUCUGAUGUGGAGGUGAAGGAGAACAGGUCAGUUACUCUCAGCUGUGAGUUCUGUCCAUCCCCCAGAGUGGUGCGCUGGUUCAAGGGUAGAACCCCACUGUUUGCUUCCAAUAAGUACACAAUGAAGCGGGAAAAGAACCGGGUUGAGAUGACCAUCAUGGGUGUGAAAGCAGCAGAUUCAGGAGAGUAUCGCUGUCUGGCUGGUGGCUCAGAGGCAAGAGGAAGAGUCAGUGUGGAAGUGAAAAGGUUGAAGAUCAUAAGACACUUAGAGCAAGUAGAGGUCGAGGAGGAUGGAACUGCAGUGUUCAGCUGUGAACUGAAUCAUGAGUCACCCAGUGUCCAGUGGCUGCUCAAUGACCGAGUCCUAUACACCAACUACAUCAACAAAAUCCAGAAUUCUGGAAAAGCAUACAGUCUGAUUUUAAAACGACUAGCUCCUCAAGAGAGCCGUGUAACAUUCAAAACAUUUGAUAUCAGCGAGUCUGCGUUCCUCAGGGUCAGAGAGAAGCCAGCAGUGUUUCUCAGGUCAUUGGAGGAUGUAGCAGGUGAGGAACGUGGUGAAAUCCUUUUGCAGUGUGACGUUUCCAAACCAUCAGUGACACCUGUCUGGAGAAAAGAUGGUGAAAUUCUGACCGCCAGUGAGAAGUAUGAGAUUCUCCAUGUGGGAAAGUCAUUGACUCUUAUAAUUCACAAGCUGAGAAAGGACGAUGGAGGAGAGUACAGCUGUGAUAUUGGCUGCAGCCAAACUAAAGCGAAAGUCAUAGUUCGUGACCUGCGCAUUACCAUUGUCAAACGCAUACGGACAACAGCUGUGCUGGAAGGGGAAAGCUGCAGCUUUGAGUGUGUCCUGUCCCAUGAUAUCAUUGAUGAAGCAUCGUGGAUUUUGAAUGGCCAGCUGAUUGUGAGCAAUGGAAGAAUCAUAGUCUCUAACAAAGGGUGCAAAUACACAAUGAGCAUUCAGGAAGUUACAAUAUCUGAUGCUGGCGAAGUGGUCUUUACCAUUAAAGAGUUCAGCUGCAGGACUAUGCUGUUUGUGAAAGAGAAACCUGUGAGAGUUUUUAGGGAUAUGUUGAAUGUUAAAGCAACACCUGGUGAAGAUCCAGAGCUCAGCUGUGAGAUCACGAAACCUGAUGCAACAAUUAAAUGGCUGAAAAAUGGGCGGCUAAUUAGAGUCAGCCCAAAAUAUGAAAUUACCCAAAAUAAUUAUCUAGUGAAGCUCAUCAUCCAUAAUGCAGCUAUAAUGGACUCAGGAGAGUACUGCUGUGAGGCUGAUGGGAUUGCUACAAGGGCGAGAUUAGAGGUCAGAGACUUGCAACAUACAUUUGCAAAGGAACUGAAGGAUAUGCGUGCAGAGGAGAAGGGUAUGGUGACCAUGGAGUGUGAAACCAGAAGGCCUGCAGCUACUGUGACCUGGUUAAAAGGUCUAAUGGUCCUCAGCUCGGGACAGAAGUACAUGAUGAAGAAGAAGGAUGUUGUCCUCACUCUGACCAUCUUCAAUCUGGAGAAAAGUGAUAGUGCUGUCUACACCUGUGAUGUUGGGACAAUGCAGAGCAGGGCUUUACUUACAAUUCAAGGUCAAAAAGUGGUCAUUGUGGAUGAACUCGAAGAUAAAGAAUGUCUAGAAGGAGAUACCAUCACCUUUAAGUGUCGAAUCUGCCCAAGUGACUACACUGAUGUCAAAUGGUACCUGGAUGAGACCUUACUCUACACUAAUGAUCUUAAUGAGAUCAAGAUGAUACCUGGUGGAUACCACACUCUUACCUUCAAACAGCUUGCACGUAAAGACACCGGCACCAUCUCCUUCGAGGCUGGGGACAAAAGAUCAUAUGCAUCACUAUUAGUUAGAGAGAGACGCCCCACAAUAACUAAAGCAUUGGAAGAUACAGAAGCAAUUGAAGGAGGAAGUUUGGUGCUGUUGUGCAAGACCUCAAAGCCAUGUCAUAUUGUUUGGUACAAAGAUGGCUGUUUAAUCUGGAAUUCCUCCAAGUUCUUAGUGAGUCGAUCUGGAAAUGAGGCCAGGCUGGCCAUCCGUGAUGUGAAAGACAGUGACGCAGGGUUGUACGAGUGCGAUGCAGGUUCUGUCAGCACAAAAGCCACAGUGUCUGUUAAAGUUAUUCCUGCUGAGUUUACAAAAGCUCUUCAGAACCAAGAAGUCAAAGAGGGAGAGAGUGUAACGCUGAUGUGCGAAUACUCUAUACCCGGGGUCCAGUUUGUGUGGCGCAAAGGACCCGAGACGCUAAAAUCUAGUGAGAAGUACCACAUGAGGCAGAGGAAAUCUUGCAUUUCUCUUACAAUACACAAUCUGAAGCCAGAAGAUUCAGGGAAUUACACAUGCAUUUGCAGAGACCAAAGAACUAUGGCUACUCUUACAGUCAACGAGGUUCCUAUAUCAUUUAUUAAAGAGCUCAAGAACCAAGAGAUAGAUGAAGGUAAAAAUGUGACAUUACGCUGUGAGCUUUCUAAAGCUGGAAUCCCGGUGGAAUGGUUGAAAGGUGAACAAACUCUCUUGCCUGGGGAGAAGUAUCAGAUGAGGCACAUAGUCACCAUACUAGAGCUGGUAAUCAGAAAUCCAGUUCAUGAGGACAGUGGAACAUACAUCUGUGUGUGUGAUGAUCAAAGGACCAAAGCCAUUGUUAAAAUACGAACUCAACCUGUCACGUUCAAACAGAAGUUAAGAAAUCAAAUGGUUGAAGAGGGAAACAGUAUAAUCCUACACUGCGAGAUAUCCAAACCAGACAUCUCUGUGCAGUGGAGAAAAGGAAGCAGCCUUCUCAGGUCUGGGGAAAAGUACAAAAUCAGACAGAGAGGCUGCAUGCUAGAGCUGAAGAUUUUUAAUUUGACGCAAGAUGAUAGCGGAGUCUAUAGCUGUACGAGUGAAACUGCUGAGACAUCAGCCAACAUCACAGUUAGCGCUCAACCUGUUACUUUUAAAGAUAAACUGAAAAACCUGGAAGCCGUGGAAGGGAACAUGGUAACAUUGCACUGCGAGCUUUCUAAAACAGGUGUCCCAGUAGAAUGGUGGAAUGGAGAGGAACUGCUCCAGCCUGGAGAGAAGUAUAAAAUGAGAGAACGAGGCACAUCAGUUGAGCUGAUCAUCUGUGAAGCCAUGCCUGAAGACAGUGGAGUUUACAGAUGUGUCUGUGGAGACCAAAAGACCAAAGCUACAGUUAAAAUUGUUGGUGCUCCUGCUAGUUUUAAGCAAAACCUUAAGAACCAAGAAGCUCUGGAAGGCAAAUCUGUAACCCUUCACUGUGAGCUUUCCAAAGCUGGAGUACCUGUGGAAUGGUGGAGAGGAGAUAAACCGCUCCUUCCAGGGCCACAUUACCAGAUGAGGCUGGAUGGAAAGACUGCAGAGUUGAAAAUAACAAAUGUUUUCCCUGAUGAUGCUGGGAUAUACAGUUGUGUGACUGGAAGCCAAAGGACCACAGCUGAAGUGAAAGUCAAACCCCUUCCAAUUACUUUCAAGCGAGAGCUUCAGAAUCAGAUAUCUACAGAGGGUAAGAGUGCAGUAUUUACCUGUGAACUUUCAAAGCCUGGUGCUCCAGUUGAGUGGAGGAAAGGUAGAGUGAUGCUGAAAAGCGGAGCCAAAUAUCAGAUGACGCUUGAGGGGCGAUUAACCAAACUGCUGAUAAAUAAUCUAGUUGAGGGUGAUGCGGGAAAUUACACCUGCAAAACCAAAGAUUCUCAAUCGACAGCCGAAUUGACGGUUCAAGGACUCCCUGCUAUCUUUAAAACAAAUUUGAAGAACCAAGAAACUCAGGAGGGGAACAGUGUCAAUCUGCACUGUGAACUUUCUAAGGCUGGAGUUCGAGUAGAGUGGUGGAAAGGAGAAGAACUGCUCAAGACUGGAGAAAAAUAUCAGUUGAGACAGAAAGAAGCAACCGUAGAGUUGUUAAUAAGGAAGGCACAACCAGAAGACAGUGGAGUGUAUCGCUGCAUAUGUGGAGAUUACAAGACAGAAGCCACCAUCAAAGUUAAUGCUCUCCCUAUCACUUUCAAACAAGAACUUAAGGAUCAAGAAGGUGAAGAAGGGAACAACAUCACAUUGCGCUGUGAACUCUCUAAGGCCAGUGCUGAUGUGAAGUGGUUGAAGGGAGAUGAAGUCCUAAAGCAUGGUGAAAAAUACCAGUUGAGACAGAUAGCAACUAAAAUGGAGCUCGUUAUCAGAAAAGCCAUACCUGAAGACAGCGGAGUCUACUUUUGUGUAUGCCCUGAUCAGACAUCCAAAGCUACAGUUAAAAUCAAUGCUCUCCCGAUCACUUUCAAACAAAACUUGAGAAAACAAGAAGUGGUGGAAGGAAACACAGUAGCUUUCCGUUGUGAGCUUUCCAAACCGGGAGCUACGGUGAAAUGGUGGAGGGGUGAAGAGGUGCUGCAGGGUGGAGAAAAGUACCAGAUGAGGAAUGAAGGACGGAUUGCUGAACUUCUUAUUAAAAAUGUCAACUCUGAAGAUGUCGACUUCUACAGCUGCACUACAGGAAAGGAAAAAACGACAGCGGAGGUCAAAGUUAGGGCUGUACCUGUCACUUUCAAACGAGAACUUCAAAAUGAAUUAACCAAAGAAGGUGGGCAAGCUGUUUUUAGCUGUGAGCUGUCUAAACCCGGCGCUCAAGUUGACUGGAGAAAAGGAAGAAUUAUUCUCAAGCCUGAUGAUAAAUAUGAAAUGAAGCAAGAGGGCACAUUCACCAAACUGGUCAUACGUAAUGUUGAAGCAAGUGAUGCUGGGAACUAUUCAUGUAAAACCAAGGAUUCUGAGUCAACUGCUGAGCUAACCGUUAAGGUUCCACCAAUCACUUUUAAAGUCAAGUUGAAAAAUCAGGAAGUUGAAGAAGAAAAUAAACUUGUGUUGCACUGUGAGCUCUCAAAAGCUGGAUGUCCUGUUGAAUGGAGGAAGGGGGAAGAGCUUCUUAGGUCAGGGUAUAAAUAUCAAAUCCAAGAACAUGAUGUUACAAGGGAGCUGAUCAUCACAAAGGCCAUGCCUGAAGACAGUGGAGUCUACAGCUGCAUUUGUGGAGAGCAGAAGACCAAAGCCACGAUCCGAGUAUUCGCCACACCAGUAACGUUCAAACAAAACCUGAAGAACCAAGAAGCCCCUGAGGGAGGUGUUGUUAUUCUGCAUUGUGAGCUGUCCAAAGCUGGGGUACCAGUGACAUGGUUAAAAGGGGAUGAGGAGCUCUGCAAUGGGAAUAGAUACAAGAUAAAGCAGGAGGGAUUGGUUGCCGAAUUACACAUUAAAAAUGUUCUUCCCAAGGAUGUUGGGGAAUACAGCUGCAUCGUUGGAGACCAGAAGACUACAGCUGAAGUUAAUGUUAGGGCUGCUGCCUCUGUGUUCUUUGAGAAAGAGCUUGAGAGUCAAGAAGCAAUGGAGGGGGACUCUGUCCUGUUUCGUUGUUUGCUCUCUAGUGAUAAUGCCCCAGUGACCUGGAGAAAAGAUACAAACCAGAUCACACAGGGAGGGCGAUAUACCCUCCACCGUAAAGGUUCAACACAGGAGCUUGAAAUCAGGAAACUGAGAAUGCAGGAUGCUGGCAUGUACUCAUGUAGUGUCAGGGGCAAGAACACCUCUGCGACCCUCAGAGUGAUAGAGCGUGUGAGGAUUGUGAAAGGACUGCGUGACUUGACAGUAACUGCAGGUGAGAGCGCACACUUUGUGUGCGAGCUUUCACAUGAGAACAUCCUUGACGGGGUUUGGUGGCUUGGUUCCAAUGAACUUCAGGAGAACGAGAUGAACCAGAUGAGUGUCUGUGGUCGAGAACAUCACUUGGUGCUCACUAUGACCACAACCGAAGAGUCAGGUGUUGUGUCCUUUGUGGUGGGAAAUGAAAAGACCUCUGCCUGUCUUCGUGUGAACAGCAAGCCUACAGUUUUGAUAGAGGAAAGACUGAAGGACAUGACCAUUUUUGAGGGAGAUUCUGCCACCCUAUCCUGUGUGACUUCUGACACCUGCACACCUGUCACCUGGAAGCGAAAUAAUGUAACCCUGCUCUCUGGGGAAAAGUAUGAACCUCUGAAACACGGGAAACGUAACGUUCUUCUGAUUCAUAAAGUCAGAAAAGAGGAUGCUGGGAUUUACAUGUGCGAUACAGGAGACAUGCAGAGUAGUGCUACUCUUACAGUCAAAGAACGUCCUUUGUUUUUCUGCCGGGAGCUCCAAAAUCAAGAAGCAGAAGAGGGUGAGACUACUUUCUUGUGCUGUGAAUUGUCUCAGCCUGGAGUUGCAGUUGAGUGGAAGAAGGGAGCAAUUCUUCUUAGGCCUGGUAACAAAUAUGAGAUAAAACAGGAUGGAUGUGAGCAGCAGCUACAGAUCAAUGACCUCACAAGUCAAGACAGCGGGGCCUACAGAUGUUGUGCCGAUGGCAUUGAGACAAGGGCUAGUAUUACUGUAAAAGAGCGUCCUUUAUUUUUCCAUGAAGAGCUCCAAAACCAAGAAGCAGAAGAAGGUGAAUCAGCAUUCUUGUGCUGUGAGCUCUCUAAACCUGGAGUAGCAGUCCAGUGGAAAAAGGGGGCAAUGCUGCUCAAGAAUGGACAUAAGUAUGAGAUGACGCAAGACGGCAAUGAAGUACAACUUCAGAUCCAUGAUCUCACAAGUCAAGAUAGUGGUAUCUACAGAUGUUGUGCUGGCAACAUAGAGACACGAGCUAAUAUUAUAGUUAAAGAGCAACCUCUUUUCUUCUGUGAGGAACUCCAUAACCAGGAAGCAGAGGAGGGCGAGACAGCCUUUCUUUGCUGUGAGCUCUCUAAACCUGGAGUUGAAGUGCAGUGGAAGAAGGGGGCAAUACGAUUGAGACCGGGAGACAAAUAUGAGAUGAAACAAGAUGGCUGCAAAGUACAGCUACAGAUCCAUGGCCUGACACGUCAGGAUAGUGGCACAUACAAGUGCUGCUCUGGAAGCCUGGUAACCACAGCAUCCAUUGUAGUCAAAGAACAUCCUUUGUACUUCAUCAAGAUGCUUGAGUGUCAAGAAGCAGAAGAGGGCGAAACUGCUUUCCUUUGCUGUGAGCUUUCCAAACCUGGGGCUGCGGUACAGUGGAAGAAGGGAUCUGUGCUGCUAAAGCCUGGAAGGAAGUAUGAAAUAAAGCAGAAUGGAAGUGAACUGCAGCUUCAGAUCCAUGAGCUCACAAGCCAAGACAGUUGUGUCUACACAUGCUGUGUUGGUAGUCUAGUGACUUCAGCAUCUCUGGAAGUGAAAGAACAACCUCUGUUUUUCUGUGAGGAGCUCCAAAAGCAAGAAGUAGAAGAGGGUGAGACUGCCAUACUGAGCUGUGAGCUCUCUAAACCUGGAGUGGAAGUGCAGUGGAGGAAGGGAACUGUUUUGCUUCGACCAGGAAACAAAUAUGAGAUGAAGCAAGAUGGCUGUAAAUUGCAGCUUCUGAUAUAUGAGCUCAACAGUCAGGACAGUGGUGUCUACAAAUGUUGUGCUGGUAGCUUGGUGACCACAGCAUCUAUCGAUGUGAAAGAAUCACCAGUUGUCUUCCAAGAGGAGCUCCAAAGCCUUGAAGCAGAGGAAGGUGGGACGGCCACCCUGACCUGUGAGCUGUCUAAACCUGGAGUUGCUGUGCAGUGGAAGAAGGCAACAGUGUUGCUAAAGCCGGGCAACAAGUAUGAGAUGAAACAAGAUGGCUGUCUACAACAGCUUCAAAUAUAUGACCUGAAACAUGAAGAUAGUGGCUUGUACAAAUGUUGUGCUGGCAGUCUGGUGACAACUGCUUCACUUGUGGUAAAGGAACAUCGCUUGUUCUUUUCCAAGGAGCUCCAAAACCAAGAAGCAGAGGAGGGUAGGACAGCAAUAUUGUGCUGUGAGCUCUCUAAACCUGGAGUUUCUGUGCAGUGGAAAAAGGGAACAGUGCUUUUGAAGUCUAGUAACAAAUAUAAAAUUAAAGAAGAUGGCUGUCAACUACAGCUUCAGAUACAUGAGCUAACAGCUCAGGACAGUGGGGCCUACAAAUGCUGUGCUGGUAGCCUUGUCACAACUGGAUCUCUUGUGAUAACAGAAAAGCCAUUGUACUUUUCUGAGGAGCUCCAGAACCAAAAAGCAGAGGAGGGUAAAACAGUCACAUUGCACUGUGAACUUUCUAAACCUGGAGUUUCAGUGCAAUGGAAGAAGGGAACAUUUUUGUUGAAGGCUAGUAAAAAAUAUGACAUAAAACAGGAUGGCCGUGAACUACAGCUUCAGAUCAACGAGCUAACAGCUCAAGACAGUGGGACCUACAAAUGUUGUGUUGGGAACCUGGUCACAACUGCUUCUCUUGUGGUAAAAGAACAGCCAUUGUUCUUCUCUGAGGAGCUCCAAAACCAAGAAGCAGAGGAGGGUAACACAAUUACAUUGCACUGUGAGCUCUCUAAACCAGGAGUUUCAGUGCAGUGGAAAAAGGGAACAGUGCUUUUAAAGCCUAGUAAAAAAUAUGACAUAAAACAGGAUGGCCGUGAACUACAGCUUCAGAUCCAUGAGCCAACAACUCAGGACAGUGGGGUGUACAAAUGUUGUGUUGGGAGCCUUGUAACAACUGCUUCUCUUGUGGUAAAAGAACAUAGCUUGUUCUUCUCUGAGGAGCUCCAAUACCAAGAAGCAGAGGAGGGUAAGACAGCCAUAUUGUGCUGUGAGCUCUCUAAAUCUGGAAUUUCAGUGCAGUGGAAGAAGGGAACAGUGCUUUUGAAACCUAGUAAAAAAUAUGAGAUAAAACAGAAUGGCCGUCAGCUACAGCUUCAGAUCCAUGAUCUAACAGUCCAGGACAGUGGGGACUAUAAAUGUUGUGUUGGAAACCUGGUGACAACAGCUUCUUUUGUUGUAAAGGAAAAGCCAUUGUUCUUCUCUAAUGAGCUCCAAAACCAAGAAGCAGAGGAGGGUAAGACAGCCAUAUUGUGCUGUGAGCUCUCUAAAUCUGGAGUUUCGGUGCAUUGGAAGAAGGGAACAGUGCUUUUGAAACCUAGUAAAAAAUAUGAGAUAAAACAGGAUGGCCGUCAACUACAGCUUUGUAUCCAUGAGCUAACAACUCAGGACAGUGGGGCCUACAAAUGUUGUGUUGGAAGCCUUCUGACUACUUGCUCUGUUACGGUGAAAGAGCAACCAAUAUUCUUCUGCAAGAACCUCCAAAGCCUUGAAGCAGAGGAAGGUGAGACAGUCACUCUGAUCUGUGAGAUCUCAAAACCUGGAGUUGCUGUGCAGUGGAAGAAGGGAACAGUGUUGCUAAAAGCAGGAAACAAGUAUGAAAUGACACAAAAUGGCUGUGUGCUACAACUCCAGAUACGUGACCUGAAAAGUGAUGAUAGUGGAUCUUAUAAAUGUUGUACUGGUAGUGUGGUGACAACUGCUUCACUUGUGGUAAAUGAACAUCCUUUGUUCUUCUCUAAGGAGCUCCAAAACCAAGAAGCAGAGGAGGGUAAGACAGUCACAUUGUACUGUGAACUCUCUAAACCAGGAGUUUCUGUUCAGUGGAAGAGGGGAGCAGUAAUACUUAAACCUUGUAAAAAAUAUGAGAUUAAACAGGAUGGCUACCAACUCCAACUUCAAAUCCAUGAAGUAACAGCUCAGGACAGUGGGGUCUACAAAUGCUGUGCUGGAAGCCUGGCAACUAAUGGUUCAAUUAAAGUGACAGAGCAACCUUUAUUCUUCUGCAAGAAUCUUCAAAACCUUGAAUCUGAAGAAGGUGAAACUGCAUUCUUGACAUGUGAGCUCUCAAAACCUGGAGUUGCAGUGCAGUGGAAAAAGGGAUCUGUGUUGCUUAAACCAGGAAACAAGUAUGAGAUGAAACAGAAUGGCUCUGAAUUACACCUUCAAAUCCAUGAUUUAAAAUGUCAGGACAGUGGUGUCUACAAAUGCUGUGCUGCAAAGAUGGAGACAAAAGCUUCUGUUGUUGUAAAAGAAUCUCCACCUAAAAUUAAAGACAUCCCUCAAGCCCCACCAAGAAUAAAAGGAAAAAACAUUAUGGAAGAAACACACAGUGGUCUAGAUCAUAAGAAACAAGCUGCAGUCAUUGAGGAAUCGGAUAUCUCUAUCUUCGAUCCAUCAGAGGUUCACUUCCAGGAUCUCUGUGAGAAACCGACAGAUGACCAGGAAGUCAAGCCAAAAUCAUUGGUGCGACAAAAGGGAGAAGAUGUGAGUUCCAGUAUGGUUAUCAGUGAGUCUACUUGCACCAUGGGAGAACCUGAAAUUUCUUCUCUUGCAAUCAAUGUACACAAAGAACAAAGAAAAAAGGAGUUGGACACAAAUUCAAAAUGGGUUACUAAGAUUUCUGUGGACCAGCACAAUGAAGAGAUCUCAGGGCAAGUUCAAAAGAAAACUCCAAGCAUAGAUCCAAGUGAACAGAGCAAGGAACCACCCAGAGAGGUUCCCCUGCCUCCACCGCGGUCAAAGGGUAAGGCCACACAUCCAGAUGAUUCAUUCCAAGACCAGCACAGUGUUAAAGAGCCAACUCUUGAUAAGAGAGGCAAGAAACAAGAUGUUGUCGUUGAGGCUACUGUGGAGACCACAAAGGCAUCAAAGCAUGUUGACCUAACAGUGUCACUCCCUAAAGAGAAUGCCUCCCAGCUACAUGUUGAAACCAAAAGGCAACCCUAUGUUUUGGAAGCAAAGAUCCAAGAUAUGGACAUAAAACAAUGUGUGGAUACCACUUUGAAGAUAUCAGAACAUGGUUUAAAUACCCCAUUCUUCGAAGAGAUAACAGCGAAACACAUUGAAUCGUCUCAUUUAGAACAACCAUGUCAUUUAGAAGGAAAUAAUCAGUAUAUCAAACAGAAAUCAACUGUAAACAAGGAACCAAAGCAAGAGCAAAUUGUGAGCAAGGAAACAGAGUUGGAAGAAUUUGCCCCGCAAACAAAUACAAAUAAGGAACCAAAACAGAAAUCAUUGGAUAAGAAUGUAGCACAUGAAAAUCAAAAUGUCCAGUCUGAAGAGAGAUCAGAAAUUAAAAAGGUUAAAUCCAUUGAUGAACAUCAUGGACAAAUAACAAAAAAUAUUACAGAACAACCAAGUAUUGCAAUUACAAGCCAGAAACCCAAAAAGCCAAUCCUUUGUGCACAAAGAGACUCUUCAAUGCCUGUAAGAGAUGUCCAGAAGGAAUUACAGGCAGGUGAACUGAAUUUACCACACAUUGAUAGUGGAGAACUGAAACAUGUCCAGCAGGUUGUGGAUGAACAUCAUGGAAAAGUGCCAAAGCAUGUUACAGAAAAACCAAAACAAAUUGCCAUUACAAGCCAGAAAUUCAAAGAAGAAAUAAUAACUGCAGUUAAAACUACAGCAAUUAAAGAUGUGCAGAAAUAUUCAGAGGAAGGUGAACUGAAUUUACCACACACUGAUAGUGAAGAUGUGAAAAAUGUGAAGCAAGCUCUGGAUGAAGAUAAGGUUAAAGUACGAAAGCCUGUUACAGGAAAAGCAACAAAUAUUGCAAUUGCAAGCAAGUUCAAAGAAGAAACAAUUCCUGCAGAGAAAGCUACAACAAUGUCCAUUAAGGAUGUGCAAAGGGUUUCACAGGAAGUGGAACCAAACGUACAACACAUUGAUAUCGGAGAUGAGAAAAAUGUGAAGCAGGUCAUAGAUGAACAUAACGUAAAAUUACCAAAGCAUGUUAAGGAAAAGGCUCCAAGCAUUACAAGACCGCAAAUAAUUCCUCCAAAGAAAGCUGUAACAAUAUCUUUUAGGGAAGUGCAGAAGGCAUCACAGGAAGUUGAGCCAAACUUGCCACACAUGGAUGAUAAAGAUCAGAAAAAUUUGAAGGAGGUUGUCAUUGAAGGACAGAAGGAAGAUGUUUCCAGAGGAUUGAGCUCUCAACCUGAGGAGAUGAUGCCAGAGCAGAUCACAAGUGUGGAUACUGACAAACAGAAGAGUUUAAAAGCAGAACAAGGUGGUCCUGGUAUAGAUAUAGAUUCUGAAGAUGAGCCAGAGAUGCUUGAGGCUGCGAUUAAAAUACAAGCUGCUUUCAAAGGCUACAAAACAAGAAAGGACAUGCGGCCCAUCUUUAAAGAAGUGUUCAAGAACCAGAAUAUUAAUCUUGGUGGCACUGCAUUCCUGGAGUGUGUUGUAGAAGGUAAAAUAAGCAAUGUGCGUUGGCUUAAAGAUGGAGUAACUCUCAAGCCUGGGGAAAGGCACAAAAUCACCCAUAAUGCCUAUGGAAGGUGUCUUCUAGAAAUUUCCAGCUUUACAAACAAAGAUGCUGGAAUCUACACAUGCGAAGUUGCAAACAAGUUUGGAGCAGUUAGUUACAAUGGGAAUGUGAUGGUGGGUAAACCACAGAAGCCAUCACAAACAAUUCAGACUGCACAAACACCAAGUACAGAAAUGGUCACUGAGAAAGAGGUUUUGCCAACAAUUAACAUGGAAGAGGAGUCAUUGAGACUCGUCUAUGACCUACCAGCAGAUGACACCUACAGCAAGAUCCAGGAGAAAAGGAGAAGUCUAAUUUCAGUCAGCUCUAUAUCCUGUUACUCAGAUUAUGACACAGCCCCAGAUGUUGAGACAGACUACCAAUCAAGAGGUAAAGAGGCAAAGACGGCAAAAACUGAGGCUUCUACUACUCAGACUUCUAAAGAAGAAAACAUAAUUACUGUACAAUCCCCAAAGAAUACAGACCAGCUAAAAGUGAAAGGUGGCAAUUCACAGAGCCAGACACCCUCACCCAAACGCAUUCAUUCCUACAAGUCCUCUGCAAAUGCUGAGUCGUUCUCUGAGUCAGAUGGAGAUGAUGAUAGAGGAGAGACCUUUGAUAUUUAUGUAGCCAAAAGUGAUUGUCAGCCUCUGGGAGGAAACCAAGAGGCUUUUGUACUAAAGGAAGGUCAGUUUGUGGAAGUCCUGGACUCAGCCCAUCCUGUGAGGUGGCUUGUCCGUACAAAGCCAACCAAGCUCACACCAUCCCGUCAAGGCUGGAUAUCCCCGGCGUAUCUAGAAAAGAAGACAAGGGAAAUAUUUUCCUUGGCCCAUGAAGCAGAGACUAAAGAAUCCCCUGAGAAAGGCAAAACAGUUUUUACAAAGGAUGAGCACAGUUUGAUCCAAAGUCGCUUGAUCAAGGGACUACUUGAUGGUGAGAAUAAUUUUGUGCGCGAGCUGAACUUCUUUGUGGAGCACCAUUUGCAAUACUUAGAGACAAGCACUCAAGUUCCUCUCACCAUCCUAAGUCAAAAAGAGUACAUAUUCCGCAAUAUCAGAGAUAUUGCAAGUUUCCAUGAAUGCUGUAUUCUCCCUAAGCUGGAGAUGUGUUUCUCAGAUGAUGAUGUAGCCCAGUGUUUUGUCAGUUAUGCACUGGACUUUGAGAUGUAUCUCCAGUUCAUUACAGGCCUGCCCCAAGCCGAGGCUUGCAUCUCAGAAAAAAACACACAGCAUUUCUUCAAGCAAUAUGCAAACACCGAGUUGGCACAUUUGGAUACGCAGGUCUUCAGUGUUAGCACAUAUUUGCAGAGACCCAUGGAGAGAAUUCAAACGUACAAAAAUGUACUUAAGGAGCUGAUCAGAAACAAAGCAAAAAGCGGACAGAACUGUUGCCUGCUGGAAGACGCAUUUGCCAUUGUUUCCAGCUUGCCUUGGCGUGCAGAGAACUUGCAUCAUCUGUCCAUGAUUGAGAAUUACCCUGCACCUCUCAAGGGGCUUGGAGAACCCAUUAGACAGGGAUAUUUUACAGUAUGGGAGGAAAUUCCUGAGGUCAAAAUCUCUCAAAGAGGACAUCACCGCCACGUAUUUCUCUUCAAAGAUUGUAUUGUCUUCUGCAAGCCGAAGAGAGAACUUGGCACAUACACUGAGGCCUACAUAUUCAAGAAUAAGAUGAAGCUGAGUGAUAUUGAUGUAAAGGAUACAGUGGAAGGAGAUGACAGGUCAUUUGGUCUUUGGCACGAGCACCGGGGAAUGGUGAGAAAAAUCAUUCUGCAAGCUCGAUCCAUCCUCCUCCGCCUCUCCUGGCUCAAAGAUCUGAGAGACCUGCAGCAGCGCAGCAAACAGCCUACUUGGACUGCCCCAUGCUUUGAGCAGCAUCUUAGUGACUAUCCAGCAAAGCUUGGACAAACUGUAAAACUGGUCUGCAAAGUCACUGGUACACCAAAACCAGUAAUAAAGUGGUAUAAAGAUGGUCAUGCUGUGAAAGAAGACGAGCAUCACAUUACAUCAGAAGGACAGUUAGGUGCUUGUUAUCUUGUACUGACUGGUGUCAUAGAGGCGGACUCAGGUCAAUACAUGUGUUAUGCAACCAAUCAUGCAGGGAACGCAAGCACUCUGGCUAAUAUCAUGAUUGAUGUACCUCCAAGUUUUACAACCAGACUACAGAACUCAGUGCUUGUAAAGGGACAAGAUGCGCAGUUCAGGUGCUCCACACAAUCUGCUCCUUUACCAUCAAUAAGGUGGUUUAAGGAUGGCAUUCAGCUUGAGGAUAACAGGAAACACCAGAUUCAAUCUGAUGUUCAAACAGGAAUUCUCACUCUCACUAUAAAGAAAGCUGAAGAGGCAGAUCUAGGUCAAUACCAGUGUGAGCUACAGAAUGAAGUGGGCAGUGCCAAGUGUAAAGCUGAACUCUGCCCUCCAGCACCAUUACCUGUGUCAGUCAGGACCCAAAAGCAAUCACAAACUACCCCAACUUCAGAUCCCCAGUCAGAUGGUUGGUCAAGUUCCUUUGUGAAGAACCUGUUUCAUAUACUCUUUCAGACUGGAAACCCCGAACCAUCUGCUGCUGGUGUUGAAGAUCCACAAACACUUAAAGAACAGGAUGACAUGGAGAGGCAGGUACAGGUCGCACAGGAAGAGGGACCCGUGGAGCCUGAGGAACACUUUUACUCAGACACAGAGGAGGAAUUUCUGACAGAGCCUCCAGCUGUGCAAGUGGCCAUUGAAGACCUGACAGUCCGGCCUGGUCAGCCUGCAACAUUCUCCGCCAUCAUUACUGGCCAGCCCAGCCCAGAUAUUCAGUGGUUUAAGGAUGACAAGGAAAUCCUAUCCAAUGACCACACAGAAAUAUGUCAAAGUAAUGCACGUUGCUCUCUCACUUUGCUAAAUACUCAAAUAGAGGAUUGUGGCACCUACAGCUGCAUAGCUAUUAAUAGUGCAGGACAAGCAUCUUGCCUCGCCAAACUCAGUGUUGACACAGGUCCAGAUGAGAUUGAGGAACAAAGAGAAGUGGAGUUUGGAAAAAGACGGAAAUUACAUUCUGUAUAUGAUGUUCAUGAAGAGAUAGGGAGGGGCACUUUUGGAGUGGUUAAAAAAGUCACACACAAGGCGAAUGGUGAAUGUUUUGCUGCUAAGUUCCUUCCACUCAGAAGCAGAACACGGACCAGAGCGUUCCAGGAGAGAGACCUACUGUCCCGUCUAGCUCACCGCAGGCUAGCGUGCCUCUUGGACUUUUUCACCACAAGACGCACACUGGUCUUGGUUGUAGAAUUAUGUUCUACACAGGGGUUACUUGAUCAUUUGUUUUUAAAGGGAUCAGUUUCAGAGAGGGAGGUCCAGUUAUAUAUUCAGCAGGUUCUGGAGGGCAUUGGAUACAUGCACAGUAUGAACAUCUUACAUCUGGAUAUCAAAACAGACAAUAUCCUAAUGGUGUCCCCUGCAAGAGAAGACAUAAAAAUCUGUGAUUUUGGCUUCUGCCAGGAAAUUGACAACUCCAGACACCAGUACAGCAAGUUUGGGACACCUGAGUUUGUUGCGCCAGAAAUUGUCCACCAAGAACCUGUGACAGUAACCACUGAUAUCUGGUCUCUUGGUGUGGUUACCUACUUAUGUUUAACAAGCCACUGUCCUUUCUUCGGGGAGAAUGACCGUUCCACACUGAUGAAGGUUGCUGAGGGCGUGCUGUACUGGGACACACCUGAGAUCACUAGCAGAAGUGUGGAGGCACAGGACUUCUUACAUAGGGUUCUACAGCCAGACCCAGAAAUGAGACCCUCUGCAUCUGAGUGUUUGAGUCACGAGUGGUUUCAGGGCUAUUAUGAAGAUGAAGAACCUGAGCACAUAAAUACCAAAAAUCUAAAAUCUUUUAUUUCAAGAAGAAAAUGGCAGCGUUCCCUGACAUGUCUCGGCUCUGUUCUGACUUUGAGACCAAUCCCAGAGUUGUUGGAGGCUCCUCUGCGUGACGUUUCGAUUACAGCUACAAGGGAAACCCAGGAGCCCAGCAGCACCUCCCUAAGUAGUGGAUCCUCCUCCGAGUUUGAUGAAGCAGAUUCUUGGGACUUCUUCCAACAGGUGAGCCAGGAGGAUGAAGAUGAUCUGGAAGAAGAGGAAGAAUAUGACCCAUACACUCCUGUGUCAAAGAUGCCCACAGUUUUAAAACUGGAUGAAGAAGAUGUGCUUAUUGGUGAGGACCGUUUUCACAGUGGCCCACUGGUGAUUCCCAUGACCGCACCAUCAACAGAGCCAGUCAGUUUGGAGAGGACAGACAGUAGCCCCUAUCUUCACCUCUCUGAGGUGAAGGAUGAAGGAUUGGAUCCCAUACCACGUCGUACCCUCAUUAAGAGCACUUUUUAUUGCAGCUCUGAGCAGCUCUCACCCAUGUCUGCUCGUCACAUGACACUUCGGGAUAAAAUUCAAGCUAAAAAGCAAGAGCGUGGCCGUAAACCUCUCCGUGCCAGCCUCUCCGGCAGGUUAAAUGAGCCCCUCAUAGAGUAUGUAGAAGAUUCCCCAGACUUAGAAGCUAAUCGUAACCAAAGAAGAGGAUCAAUGCAUUCAUCUAUGCUCAAGUCAAGCUCAUUUGAUAGUGGAGUGAGUGCUGCCCAUCCAAGCAUACACACCCAGAGAAGAAGCAGGUCAUUAGAUGUAUACACACAACGCUCUCCAGCUUCAAUUGAGCCAACAGUGCAAGGAGAGGAGGAUGAGCAUGACGUUGAAGAAAGCCAGAAACCAGAUGUCACUGAUGAAGAAGAGGAAAAAACUGAAGAAGUCCAAGUGAGAAGGAAACUUUGCCGUCGCUCUGCGUUUUUGUCAAAGAAGGGCCCAUUAAUUGUGAGAAAAGUCAGAGCACAGGUUUGUGAGCCUGAAGAAGGACAUCAGCCAGCCUUGCAAAGUUCUUGUGAGGAGGACGACCAGUUGCAGGUCACGGAAACAGACACAAGACAUUUAGGUGAUGAGGAGAGUGUGGAUGGCUCACAGCUUUCGCUAGCAUGUUCGCUUGACCACGGCUCAGAAGCUUCUAGCAGGAUAGGCUCACAUGAAGAACUCUCCCACAGACACCAUCAUGAAGAGAGCUUGAUCGCUGGAUCCUCUGGAAAAACAUCUCCAUGCUCUUUACUGCAAGACUCUGAGGAUGAAGACAUGGAGAGGGUCCUGAGAUCUCUUCGCCAGGACCUCCCGAAAGCCCCGCCAAGACGGCGCAGCAUCAGUUCAAGCUCUGGACUAAAUGAGAUGCGCAAUAGGAGUGACGUCCUUCUGAGAAGAAGCUCCUCUGCGGUUCCUGUUCAGGCUUCAGUAGAAGGACGGGAAAGCAUAGAGUUACUUCAAAGACAUGCCUCAGCCCCAGCUCUUCAAGCCAAACCCCCUAGUGGGAAAUCUUCCAAGGCUGGAUUCAUGAAGAUCUUCCGUAAACAUUCGUGGGCUAGCCAUUCUUCUCCUCAACUAGAAGGCUCGGAAAAGAAGCAAACAGAAGGAGCAUCUUCACAACCCAAGAGCCCUCUUCUAACUCUGAGGAAGAAGAUGCGAGCUUCAGCCUCUAGCAUAACAAAACUGUUUACCCGACAGCCCAGCAAAGAGGAUGAAGAGAAGAAGAAAGGCGGACCAAUUGUGAAGAACUCCUCCCCUGUCAUACCAGAGAAAAUGACCACAGUAAUGACCACCUCAUCCGAAAGUCCUCAGAAGAAGUCCAAAUUGUUCUCGCUGAAAGUGCCGAUAUUUAAGAAAACCAAAGAAAGUCCAGUCAAACCAUCCAGGCCAGAUGUCAUUCAGCUAGCAGGGGGAGGAGCGCUUGUGUUCUGGAAACCUGUGCCAUCAAAAGAACUUGUCACAUAUUGUAUUCAGUAUAGUGUAAAUGGUGUGGAGUGGAGAAUGUUGGCAGAGAAUGUUACAGACAGCUGUUUUACAGUAAAUGCCCUUCCGAGAGGACCGGGGUAUAUGUUCAGAGUGUCCCAUAACACCAAGAGAGGGUUGGCACCUUUUAGUGACCCUUCACCACCAGCCUUUAUGGCCACACCUUAUGAAGACUCUCACAAUCCUCUCAUUAAAAUGGAAUCUAUUGGGUCAAAGGUCACUGUACCUGGAGGUCUUGGCACUGAGAAAUCUUACAGCUUCCUUUCUGAAAUCAACAGAGGCCGUUUCAGUGUGGUAAUGCAGUGUGAGGAUAGUCGCAGCUCUCAGAUGUUAGCCGCUAAGAUAACACUUUACAGACCAGAGCAGAGGCAGUUGGUUUUAAGGGAAUAUCAACUGCUUCGCCGACUGAACCACCCUCGAAUCGUCCAGCUGCAGUCGGCCAUCCUCACCCCCACCUUCCUGGUGCUUAUAGAGGAACUGUGCUCAGGACGAGAGCUACUUUAUAACCUUGCAGAAAGGACUCUUUAUUCAGAAACACAGGUGACUAACCUACUAGAGCAGAUUCUGAGUGCUGUGGAUUACCUGCACAGCAGACGCAUUGUACACCUGGACCUAAAGUCGGACAACAUGCUUGUGACGGGCCGGAAUGUAGUGAAGAUUGUGGAUUUGGGCUCUGCUCAGCCCUUCACUCCAGGACAGGCACUAAACAUUGAACACAUCAAAGAAAUAACAGAUAAUAAAGGUUAUAUUGUCCUUCCUAAAGCUCCUGAAAUCUUAGAAGGACAAGGAGUUGGACCUGAAACUGAUAUCUGGGCUGUUGGUGUUUUGGCUUUUAUAAUGUUGAGUGCAGACAGUCCCUUCCAUGCUGAUAUAAAUUGGGAGAGGGAUCGAAACAUCAAAAAAGGCAAGAUCCAGUUUAAUCGUUGUUACCCAGGUCUCUCAGAGGGAGCCAUCAACUUUAUGAAGAACACCCUGAGCAACAAAGCCUGGGCAAGACAUACAGCUGCAGAGUGCCUCCAAAACCCCUGGAUACAAGGAGACCGUCCACCUUCCAAACACACUGACUCUGUGGUCUGCUUCUCAACAGACAAGCUGCAGGCCUAUCUCAGGGAACGAGAGGUCAAGCGAGACCACAUCCGCACCAAAAUUAAUCUGCCCUUUCCAUAAUUAAAGGGACAAACAUAUUUGGAGGCUGACAGUGAUGUGUGAAACUGACAUGCUUUUUGUAGUUUUCGAAAAGCUGUGCUGCUCUCCCACAAGGAAAGAUUAUGAUAAAAAAAAAUGCAAUCAGGCAAUCUGCUCAACAUGGCUUCAGUUGUUGCUUUUUAAUAAUUCAAAAAUGACUUAAUUUACAUAAACACUGUUUUACAGUAGAUUAAAUAAAUGUAAUUUAUAUAGAUCAGUGGUAAUAGGGCUUUUGCAUAUCUAUCUAUCUAUCUAUCUAUCUAUCUAUCUAUCUAUCUAUCUAUCUAUCUAUCUAUCUAUCUAUCUAUCUAUCUAUCUAUCUAUCUAUCUAUCUAUCUAUCUAUCUAUCUAUGUGAAUGUAAGAUGUAGAACAGGUUAUCACUGCAUUAUAUUACUUGCUUUUUAUGCCCUGUAUUGUUAAAUUCUGUGGCGCUGCUCUAUCAGGGACAAUUUUACAGUAUGAUUUACAUGAUAUGGUUAAAUGCAGUAUUUUAUGCAUCAAUUAUAUUUGUUCUAAUUUUAAUGCAGAUUUGACUUAAUGUAUGAGGAUUUUAUUGAGUUAGAAUUUUACUUAAUGUUUAAGGAUUUUAUUGGUUUUGGACUAGAUUUUAUAAGAGUGGUAAGAUCAGUGUAAGGGUUAUUGUUGCCUCUCUGUUGUGACGAUAAUAGUUUCAGACAAUGCAUGUAUGUUUUUUUGUCUGCAAAUUGCCAUGCACUUACAAUAAAUUUAUUAUAACACUGUAAAA
Molecule: messenger RNA, 21226 nt
Organism: Carassius gibelio (silver crucian carp)
Lineage: Eukaryota; Metazoa; Chordata; Actinopteri; Cypriniformes; Cyprinidae
Gene: obscna
Product: obscurin, cytoskeletal calmodulin and titin-interacting RhoGEF a
Exons: 84
Coding region: 273-20462 (6729 amino acids)
Biological process (GO): protein phosphorylation
Molecular function (GO): protein kinase activity; ATP binding; guanyl-nucleotide exchange factor activity
Source: RefSeq, a predicted model, not a curated record